AUUCGCAACGACUUCCUGUAAUGUUCAUCGCCCUACCAAAUCUACUGCUUUCCGCUGUAUACAGUCUGUCAUGGAGUCAUUGCUCUGAAUGCGAACCUUCUACGCGAUAACACCUGCAAAUGCCAGGACUCUCCGUACCCUAAGAGUUUGGGCACGAAGGUCUAGAUGAAUGCAGACAUGACCUCACCACUCAGCGCCAAUGGCCUGGACCCUGAGAGAGCUUCUUUGCAAGCGCGAUUCACAAAUGUUCGCUGCGUCGUACUCGACACUGUCCAUCAAUAAAUCCACCAUUCUUCAGCAAAUCCAUUGAAUCGAGAGAAAAUGGCAGCCUUACGAUCUGUAUUCCGAUCAUGCCGUAUUGGCAAUGUCGCCAGCGUGCGGACCUUCAGCAAUGCACAGGCACGCUUCAUCGACAUCAACCAGCGUGGAAACGACACUGCCGAGGAGUAUCGCAAGCUCAUGAAAGAGAAGCCCUUGAACCCACACAUGACCAACACCACCUCUACCAUCGCCAAUGAGAUGCCUAGCAUCGGUAAAGACAAGGCGCCGCCAGAGCUUCUCAGCAGCGUGGACCCGAACUUUGUGCCCAAGGACUCUGUGCCCAGCAACACUGAAAAGAUGACCGGCGGGACGCAGCAGGGAGAGCCAGAGUCGGGCGUGAAUGCAGAGCUAGGUGUAGGUGAAAUCGAGGGUGGCACAUUCAGAGUUGAGCCUUUGCGCCGAACCGGCGAAGAUGCCAACACGAUGCGUGCCCGGCUCGUGUACCAAUCCCGCAAAAGAGGCACUCUAGAGUCUGAUCUACUUCUGUCAACCUUCGCGAACGAGAACCUGGGCACCAUGACACUACAGCAACUGCAGCAGUACGAUAUGUUCUUGGACGAGAAUGAUUGGGACAUCUACUACUGGGCAACGCAAGAGGCUCCGCAAACAUCGAUGGCUUACGCGGAAGGUGCCGGUCCUGGAAUGGCUACUCCGGACGUGCAGGGUAAGGACCUCGCCCCUGACGGCGGACCCAAGUCGCAGACCGACGGCUGGCGUGUGGGCAAACCCCGUAGUGGUGAAUGGGCACAAACCGUGGGAACCUUCAAGCCUGCCUAUCGACCAGUGCCCGCACGCUGGAAGAACAGUGAGAUUCUUUCCAUGCUGAGGAAGCACGUGAUUGAUCGCAGCGCGGGUGAAGUUCACAUCGCAGGACAACAGGUCGAUGGUUCAACGGAUCGUCGCGGUGGCGGCCUGGGAUUCAUGCCAGAGCUCAAGAACUUUGACCGAUGAGCUUUGACUAUGUUGACUUGCUUCAAUUCAGCGAAUGUAUAUAUAGGUAGUAUGCAGACGAGCAUUGUGAACAUGAGUCUUUCCGAAAGCUCUACUUUGAUUCGCUUCCGUCCAAAUCUGCAUAUAUGCAUCGCGAACGUCGACAUUAUGACACUCCAGAUGAAGCGUAUGUCAAAGGGUGGUAGGGAUCUUUUCAUCGCCGAUCCACCGAUACACUCGCGCAUCACUCGGGACUGCUCCUUCCUUCAAAGGGAGGUCUCGCCAAACUCAGCUGGUAAGUACACACCUACGCAGGUGAUUGCUUGAUAUCUUGAUGCAUCCCAAACUUAGCACGGCC
This is a messenger RNA of Dissoconium aciculare CBS 342.82, 1609 nucleotides long. Its product is annotated as DUF339-domain-containing protein. The transcript has 2 exons. The coding region runs from base 322 to 1272 and encodes 316 amino acids. Gene Ontology annotation, biological process: mitochondrial respiratory chain complex II assembly; tricarboxylic acid cycle; mitochondrial electron transport, succinate to ubiquinone. Gene Ontology annotation, cellular component: mitochondrion. The record is from RefSeq and is a predicted model, not a curated record. Lineage: Eukaryota; Fungi; Ascomycota; Dothideomycetes; Mycosphaerellales; Dissoconiaceae.